AUGCCCAGGCCGGAUGGCUAUGUCAGCCCUGGAAGCAAGAAGGAGCUCGGCUCUGAGCAGCAGCAGGACAAGGCUCUGUGGGGGCUGGCACACGGGGGGAUGUACAGAGCUCUUUCCAACCGGCGCCGAGCCAGGGGUAUCUCUCGGGACAACUGGCACAAGCGCCGCAAGACCGGGGGCAAGAAGCAGAAAUAUGAGCUGGGACGCCCUGCUGCCAACACUAAGAUUGGACCCCGUCGCAUACACACAGUCCGCGUGCGCGGCGGCAACAAGAAGUACCGGGCCUUGAGGCUGGACGUGGGCAACUUCUCCUGGGGCUCAGAGUGCUGUACACGCAAAACGAGGAUUAUUGAUGUUGUCUACAACGCAUCCAACAACGAGCUGGUCCGCACCAAGACCCUAGUGAAGAACUGCAUCGUGCUGGUUGACAGCACACCGUGCGGACAGUGGUACGAGUCCCACUACGCACUGCCCCUGGGCCGCAAGAAGGGGGCCAAGCUGACUCCUGAAGAGGAAGAGAUUUUGAACAAAAAACGAUCAAAGAAAAUUCAGAAGAAAUACGAUGAGAGGAAAAAGAAUGCCAAAAUCAGCAGUCUUCUCGAGGAGCAGUCCUCCCUCCAGUGCCUGGCAACCACUAUUCUACUUAAUGUCUCUGAUUUUGACCACUCUGAGUAG
This is a messenger RNA of Myotis brandtii (Brandt's bat), 675 nucleotides long. Its product is annotated as 40S ribosomal protein S8-like. Lineage: Eukaryota; Metazoa; Chordata; Mammalia; Chiroptera; Vespertilionidae. The transcript has 3 exons. Bases 1 to 675 code for a protein of 224 amino acids. Gene Ontology annotation, molecular function: structural constituent of ribosome. The record is from RefSeq and is a predicted model, not a curated record. Gene Ontology annotation, cellular component: cytosolic small ribosomal subunit; ribosome. Gene Ontology annotation, biological process: translation; maturation of SSU-rRNA from tricistronic rRNA transcript (SSU-rRNA, 5.8S rRNA, LSU-rRNA).